Messenger RNA from Pectinophora gossypiella (pink bollworm), 1902 nucleotides. RefSeq names its product fidgetin-like protein 1. Lineage: Eukaryota; Metazoa; Arthropoda; Insecta; Lepidoptera; Gelechiidae. Bases 38 to 1807 code for a protein of 589 amino acids. The transcript has 11 exons. Gene Ontology annotation, molecular function: microtubule severing ATPase activity; ATP hydrolysis activity; ATP binding. The record is from RefSeq and is a predicted model, not a curated record.
GAGUGAGUAGGUAGGUAGGCGGGAAACUGAAACAAAAAUGUACGAAAGCAACAAUUUAGAGGGUUUACUACCUGAAGAUGUUGAAGAAAACAAUUCAUCUGUUCUGAAUAAAUCUUCCUUACAACAAUAUCGGCUAUCUUUUAAAAGCUCAAACAUCACAUCAAAUAUUUUACUUAAUGAUGCAUGGAGUGCAAACAAUGAGCGGUUUAAUGAGAAGACCAUAAACUGUAUCCUGAAUUCAGCAAAGGUACUUUUGCAGAAUGCUGAUACCAGUAACAUCAAGACUUGGAAAAGUAACUUGCACAAAUUCACAGAUUCCGAAUCUUUGCUUGAGAAGUCUCUGCUAACUUGCACAAAAUGCGACAACCAAGAUCACACUGGACUAGAAAACUUCCAUAAGACUGAAUGCAAAUGUGAUUUAGGAAUUAUACAUACUAAAAAGAAACAUGUAACCAACACAACAUAUUCUAAAAGCUCAUCAGAGAAAGAAAGUGCGGGAAACACAAACCAUUUUAUCCAGAACUACGACAGCUCAAGCCAGGAAGCUAAAUAUGGCGACGACAAGCAUUUCAAACCAAAAACACGCCAAAAAUUCAUCAGAAAUACAGACUCUAAAACUAUACAUCAAGAGCCUAAAGUCAUUCAACCAGAAGGCCAAAGAUUUCCAGAAUAUAAAUACACCACAGAAACAGAACUAGAUAAAGAAGAUGAAGAGAAUAGAGCGCAUAAGAGUAAUGUAGCUAAAAUUACCUUUAAAACUGCUAAAGAACAGUUGUUAGCUUCCAAUCCAGCUGCUAAGAGGACUCUAGGGGCUUCCAGAAAAGCGCAAGGAAAGUUUGUAUCGCCUAUGAUUGGAGCUCAAGACAACAAACAAGAAACCACCGAGCCCACUUAUACAGACGAAAGACUCAAGAAUAUAGACCCUAAAAUGAUUGAGCUCAUUGAAAGUGAGAUCAUUGAUAAAGGAACACCGAUCGGUUGGGAGGAUAUAGCAGGCCUUCAGAUGGCGAAGUCAGUGAUACAAGAAGCGGUGGUGUGGCCGCUGUUGCGACCUGACAUCUUCACGGGGCUUCGCCGUCCGCCUAAGGGCAUCUUGCUCUUUGGACCGCCCGGCACGGGGAAGACCUUGAUUGGUAAGUGCGUGGCGGCGCAGUGCCGGGCGACGUUCUUCAGUAUAUCUGCGUCGUCGCUGACGUCCAAGUGGAUCGGCGACGGAGAGAAGAUGGUGCGCGCGCUCUUUGCCGUUGCACGCUGCCACCAGCCCGCUGUGAUAUUCAUAGACGAGAUAGACUCGUUGCUGACGCAGCGCAGCGACACCGAGCACGAAGCCACCCGACGGAUCAAGACUGAGUUCCUCGUGCAGUUUGAUGGCGCCGCUACAGCGGAAGAAGACCGUAUCCUGAUAGUGGGUGCCACUAACCGACCGCAGGAGUUGGACGAAGCGGCGCGACGGCGCCUCGUCAAGCGGCUCUACAUACCGCUGCCUGAUGUACAAGCCCGCCAGCAGAUAAUCACAAACCUCCUUGCAAAUGAGAACAACGAGCUAUCCCCAGAAGAAAUAGAACAAGUGUCAACAUUAACUGAGGGCUACUCUGGGGCUGACAUGAAGUCUCUCUGCUCCGAGGCGGCUAUGGGGCCUGUACGCGCGCUGCCUCUGCAUCAGAUCGCUACCAUACAUCGAGACAGUGUCCGCCCCGUGUGUGCUCAAGACUUCAUCAACGCGCUACAAAGAGUGCGCCCGAGUGUGUCUCAAGACGAUUUAGGUCAAUACGUUAAAUGGAACGAAACUUAUGGACAUGGAAUGUAAUAAACAUUUGUCUUCAUAUAAAGCUUUUCCUUUUGUAUCUUUUGGUAGUACAAUGCAUUCAAUGAUGUAUCGUGGAAUAAACGUAAAUUAACUAA